Molecule: messenger RNA, 399 nt
Organism: Penaeus vannamei (Pacific white shrimp)
Lineage: Eukaryota; Metazoa; Arthropoda; Malacostraca; Decapoda; Penaeidae
Source: RefSeq, a predicted model, not a curated record
AUGUGCUCGUUGUGUUGAGCGAACGCAAUGUUUUGAUCGUAUUCGCCUGUGAACGUCAAUUUGGGGGAAACUUAUUACUAUUUUGAAUUACAACAUUUUGGAAAGACUUUCCAAGGCAGUAGGGAGUCAACAGAAAACAUGAUUACACAAGACACAGAUUCUCUUCCAAAGCUUAAGAAAAUGAAGACUAAAAAGGCCAAAUUCAAGAAAGAAAAGAAGAAAAAGAUGAAGACAGGAUUAGAGAACCCGGAAUCCGAUAGCGAGAGUGAUAAUCUUGAUCUCAGUCAGCCUCUGUAUCCAUUAUCGCAUUAUGUAUCAGACCAAGAGGACCUCGUCAACCAGAUGUUUUCUACUAUACGAGGCUCAAAGUUUCAGGCCAUGCUUCCCCCAGUUCUGCAG